Messenger RNA from Suillus plorans, 2424 nucleotides. RefSeq names its product Piwi domain-containing protein. The coding region runs from base 1 to 2424 and encodes 807 amino acids. Lineage: Eukaryota; Fungi; Basidiomycota; Agaricomycetes; Boletales; Suillaceae. Gene Ontology annotation, molecular function: protein binding; RNA binding. The transcript is spliced from 24 exons. The record is from RefSeq and is a predicted model, not a curated record.
AUGGCUUCGGCGCCUACUGUGCCGUUGGGUCAACGUAGACCUAUGGCUGUCUACGCAAAUGCUUUCGACGUAACACAAAUCCCAGUCAAAGCGUACGAGCAAUAUGAUGUCGGUGCUGUUCGAUGGAGACAUCGAAUAGUCGAAAGACUCCAAAACCACGAAGCACCCAGGGUCUUUCGCCUGUGUUUGUUUGACGGAAAGAGCAUUUUAUACUCUGCGGCGCCGCUGGAUCUUCCCGAUGGCACUUCGGGAAACUACACGCUUGUUGUUCCCGGCAAAGGUCGGGUUACGGUUAAGGUAGCUCGUGUCGCAGGCGAAACAGUGACAUUCGAUGACCUCAAAAAAUUCCUCACCGGAAAAAUCAGCGAUCAGACACCAAAGGUCUCCGUUGCACUCAAUCUCCUUCAAUUCAUCAUUCGCCAAGCCCCGAAUCUAAAGUACCCGAAUAAUGGACGAGCGUAUUUUACCAGCGGCGGCUCAAAAGAUCUUCGCGGAGGUCUUCAGCUGUUUCGUGGAUUCUUUCAGAGUGUCAGACCAGCAAUCGGUAGAGUUCUCGUGAAUGUCGAUAUCAGCGCAGCCGCAAUGUAUAAACCGGGACCGUUUGUGGACGUUGCUUUAGAGGUAUUGAACAUUCGAGGGAAUGCACGCGCUCUCAGCUUCAAAAAGCAUAGCAAAGAAUGGAAUAUUCUCAGCCAAUUUUUCCGAAAUCUCCUUGUGGAAAUAAAGUUACCAAAAAAAACUGUGACGAAGAAAAUUGUUGGUCUCGUUGAAGCCGCUGGACGUUUUCCGUUUACUCAAGAAUCAGAAGACGGCUCAUCCCUUCCCACAACUGUGGAAGAAUACUACCACAAAACAUACAACAUACGCCUAGCAUUUCCUGACAUUAUCGGCAUUGAAUUGAGCCGUGGGUCUGGAAAAAACACCGUCAUCCCGGCCGAACUCUGCACUGUGGCUGCAGGCCAGCGGUAUAACCGUAAACUACCGCAGAACAUGACGAGCAUGAUGGUUGAUUUUUCCAAAUUUAGGCCAGAGAAACGGUUGGAAAUGAUCGUUGGCCAGAAAGGCGACCGAGUCCGACCUCCCACGCUUGAGUAUGCCACGUCACCUUAUAUCCAAGACGCGGGAAUGGAAAUCUCGGAGAAACCGAUUACAAUACAAGGUCAACUUCUCAAGGCACCUACCAUUUUCUAUGGCAAAAAACAGUCUGCGGCAAGUGUGAAAGCUAAGCCGUCAUACAAACGAGGUAAUGGUGUCGGCUCGGUAGACCGGGAUAUCAAGGAGGCAUGUGCGCUGGCAUUGGUUUCAGCUGGAGCCCCUCGUGGUUAUAACAAGCCACCUGAGAUCGUGCUAGUUAUCCUGCCCCAAUCUGCCGCUGAUAUCCGCCAAGAUGUUAAGAGAGCGGGGGAUGUCACCCUUGGCGUGUCUACUCAGUGUGUGCGGGAAGACAACAUUGCAAAGUUUUCAGGGAGACAACUUGACCAAUACUGUAAUAACAUCGCAAUCAAAAUCAACGCUCGGUUAACGGGAGUGAACUCCAUCCCAUCAUCACCUGCAUAUGAUUGGUUGACCAAAGAAGAUUUCAUGUUUUUUGGGGCCGAUGUUGGCCAUCCUGGAGCUGGUGUCCAGAACAAGCCCUCAGUUGCCAGCGUCGUUUUUUCAUAUGACCGGCACGGCGUCAAGUACAGUGCAACAUCGAGGGUACAGCAGCCGCGACAGGAGAGAAUAGGCGAACUCGGUCCUAUGGUUUAUGACGCCAUUACACGAUAUGGCAAGGUCAACGGGAAAGCCCCGAGAAGACUCAUGUUCUUUAGAGACGGUCUCUCUGAAGGUGAAUACGCAGGUGUUGGUGAACUAGAGUUCCAAGACAUUAAAGAGGCUGUGAGAAGGGUUUGGGCUGAAGUCAAAUUAAAUGAUCCUCCACCUCUAAUCACCUACCUUAUCGUGGGCAAGAGGCAUCACGUUCGCUUCUUUCCCACAAAUCCUCAAGAUGGAGAUAGAAAGAGCGGCAAUGUGCAAGCUGGGUUUGUCGCCAGUGAAGGUAUUGCCAAUCCAAUUGCCAAGGACUUUUACCUUUUGUCCCACGGUGGGAUACUUGGAACAAGCCGACCUGCCCACUACAUAGUAUUGAAGGACGAGAUUUUCAAUUUCGAUAUCAGGCCCAUACAAGAGGUAGCAUAUACUCUUUGCCACGCGUAUGUGAGCGCAACUCGAUCCGUCUCCAUACCUGCCCCUGUGUAUUAUGCGGACAAGGUCUGCGCUCGCGCCGAGUAUCACUUUGAUGCGAGUUUACGGUACAUCGACAGCGAUGGUGCAACUGUAGCGAGUUCGAGUACUUGUGAGAAGCAGUCGUUUAACCUUAGCCAGUGGCGAUCAGGCUACGCACAAACCCACUCGUCCAUGCUGGCCAGGAUGUUUUUCGCAUGA